AUGUCGGCAGUAACAGUCAGCCGGUGGGAUCUUGGUUUCAAAGAAUUUCGACCUAAUUUGGAGGCUGAGAGGCAAAGACACAAGAAGAAGAGGUUGGUUCAGAGUCCCAACUCCUACUUCAUGGAUGUAAAAUGCCCUGGCUGCUACAGGAUCACCACAGUGUUCAGUCAUGCCCAGAGAGUGGUGCCCUGUGGUGGCUGCUCCUUCGUCCUGUGCCAGCCCAGAGGGGGGAAAUGCCGCCUCACUGAGGGCUGCUCCUUCAGAAGAAAGCAACGCUGAGUGAGAUUUCAGUAGUGAGCUUUCAACUGUGAUAGUUGUAAAUUGUGGACCAUGGAUGUUUUGUAAAUUAUUACAUUAUAUGGAAUGGGGAUUAUUCAGCUGAACUGAUUGGCAGUGUUUUGUCCUUAUGAUAUAAACAGAUUACAAUAUUGUUCAGAUACAAUAUGCCUUUUUGUAAUGAAUAGGUAUAAUAUACUGUAUGCUGAAGUGGUUUCUCUCUGUGUUUGACAUUUCUAUUUUUCUUACUAAAUAAUACAUGAAAUCAUCUCGAGCCAGGUUGUGUAAAAAUUUAUUAGACUGAAAGCUGGAAAAGUGAAUGAAUCAUUUCAACACAGACUCAGUCAAAUAAGGAUGAGAAGCCUUGAUUGAUUACCUUCACAGACAACAAUAAAACCUUUUGACGGUU
Molecule: messenger RNA, 685 nt
Organism: Oncorhynchus nerka (sockeye salmon)
Lineage: Eukaryota; Metazoa; Chordata; Actinopteri; Salmoniformes; Salmonidae
Product: small ribosomal subunit protein eS27-like
Exons: 5
Coding region: 1-279 (92 amino acids)
Biological process (GO): ribosomal small subunit assembly; translation
Cellular component (GO): cytosolic small ribosomal subunit; ribosome
Molecular function (GO): RNA binding; structural constituent of ribosome
Source: RefSeq, a predicted model, not a curated record